AUGUUUAUAGCACGAUCAGAAUACGACCGAGGGAUCAACACCUUCUCACCAGAAGGCCGUCUCUUCCAGGUUGAAUACUCAUUAGAGGCCAUCAAGCUCGGGUCAACAGCUAUUGGUGUUGCAACAUCACAUGGCGUCCUCCUCGGUGUCGAAAAGCGCGUCACAUCUCCCUUACUCGUCUCCUCCAGCAUAGAAAAGAUUGUGGAAAUCGACAGACACGUUGGCUGUGCCAUGUCAGGUCUUCAGGCGGACGCACGAAGUAUGAUCGAGCAUGCUCGUGUGGAGUCACAAAAUCAUGCCUUCAACUUCAACGAAAAGCUCGGUGUCGAGAGCUGUACGCAAGCCAUCUGCGAUUUGGCCUUGAGGUUCGGUGAAGGAGCCCAGGGAGAAGAGUCGAUCAUGAGUCGUCCAUUUGGUGUUGCCCUGUUGAUUGCAGGCUGGGAUGAGGACCAAGGGCCCCAACUGUACCAUGCGGAACCCUCGGGCACGUUCUACCGAUACGACGCAAAGGCCAUCGGAUCCGGCAGCGAGGGCGCGCAAGCGGAGCUACAAUCAGAAUACCACCGAUCCCUGACUUUGGAAGAGGCUGAGACCCUCGUUUUAAAAACAUUGAAGCAGGUUAUGGAAGAGAAGCUGGAUGCGAAGAACGUACAACUGGCGAGUGUCACUCGUGAGAACGGAUUUCGAAUCUACACCGACGACGAAAUGAGCACUGUGGUUGCCAGACUUGAGGGAGAUUAG
Messenger RNA from Fonsecaea erecta, 741 nucleotides. RefSeq names its product proteasome subunit alpha type-5. Bases 1 to 741 code for a protein of 246 amino acids. The record is from RefSeq and is a predicted model, not a curated record. Lineage: Eukaryota; Fungi; Ascomycota; Eurotiomycetes; Chaetothyriales; Herpotrichiellaceae. The transcript has 4 exons. Gene Ontology annotation, biological process: proteasome-mediated ubiquitin-dependent protein catabolic process. Gene Ontology annotation, cellular component: proteasome core complex, alpha-subunit complex; proteasome core complex; nucleus.